AAGACGAAAAUGGCGGACUGAGUGGCUGUGGCUUUUUCGGAGCAGUUUCGAAUUUAUUCACAGCCUAAAUAGCAACAAAUACCUCAUUUGUAUUUCUAAAGGCCACGAAUUUGAGUUUGGAGCGAUGGCGUGUUAUCUGAAGUGAAGAUUGAAGACGUGAUAGAAGAUGGACGACUACUGCUAUGCUAAGAUGGCGACGUCCGCUAAAAGAGAACAUGAAAGAGAAUCAGCGCCGGAGAAAAAGACGAAAUAUGAAGAUGUUCAGCAGCUGAUUGGUCAUCCAGAAGGGGGGAGCUCCACUUUGAAGCAGGAGACUCCACAACCACCCUGCAUUAAAAAGGAAGAGGAGGAACUCUGCAUCACUCAGGAGGGAGAGUGUCUUCUAGGACGAGAGGAAGCUGAUCUCACCAAGUUGCCACUGACUGUUGUCUCUGUGAAGACUGAAGAAGAUGAAGAGAAACCACAAGUAGACAACCUCUUAGCUCCACUAUCAGAUAGUGAGCCUGAAGACGAGGUUGAAGAACCUUUGAGCAGCGAUACAGACUGUGAAGGUGAUAUGAGGACUCACACGGACAUCAAACACUCUGAACCCUCUAAAAAGAAGAGAGACGUCCAGCAGCUGAUUGGUCAUCCAGAAGUACUUCCCCCUCAGUCAGGGGGGAGCUCCACUUUGAAACAUGAGACUCCGAAUCCACCCCACAUUAAAAAGGAAGAGGAGGAACUCUGGAUCACACAAGAGGAGGCUGAUCUCACCAAGUUGCCACUGACUGUUGUCUCUGUGAAGACUGAAGAUGAUGAAGAGAAACCACAAGUAGACAACCUCUUAGCUCCACUAUCAGAUAGUGACACUGAAUAUGAUGUUGAAGAACCUUUGAGCAGCGAUACAGACUGUGAAGGUGAUAUGAGGACUCACACUGACAACAAACACUCUGAAUGCUCUACAAAGAAGAAAAGCAAAACAGGUUUGAGCUGCUCAGUUUGUGCUGAAAGUUUUACUAAAGGGAGUCUCUUGACUCAACACAUGAGAACGCACACAGGGAAAAAAAAAUUUAAUUGCUCAGAUUGCGGUAAAAUCUUUGUUUCCAGACAAUGUUUAACACGGCACAUGAGAACACACACUGGACUCAAACCAUAUAAUUGUUUAGUUUGUGGUAAAAGCUUUACUAGAAACACCUACAUGACUCAACACAUGAGAACACACACAGGGGAGAAACCAUUUAACUGUUCAAUUUGCGGUAAAAGAUUUUCUCGAAACAGCUACUUGACUCCACACAUGAGAACGCACACAGGCGAGAAACCAUUUACCUGUUCAGUUUGUGGUAAAAAGUUUUCUAUUAAUAACCGUUUGACUGAACACAUGCGAACGCACACAGGAGAAAAAACAUUUAGUUGCUCAGUUUGUGGUAAAAUCUUUGUUUCCAGACAAGGUUUGACUCGACACCUAAUGACGCACAGUGGACUGAAACCAUUUAAUUGUUCAGUUUGCGGCAAAGGAUUUUCUCGAAAUAGCUAUUUGACUCAACACAUGAGAUUACACACAGGAGAAAAAACUUUUAACUGUUCGAUUUGUGGUAAAGGCUUUUCUUUCAAGAGCAAUUUGACUGAACACAUGAAAAAACACAGCAAAGAAAGGACAUUUAGUUGUUCAGUCUGCGGCAAAAGAUUCCACCGUAAUGCAGACGCAGUAAAACACAUAAGAACACACAAGAGAAAAUAACCAAUUAGCUGUUUAGUUUGUGGCAUGUUGCUCAUAUGUGGCGACAUCCACCCAAACCCAGGACCUCCUCAAAAUAAGUUCACUGCUUCUUCCACAAAUAUUUGCGGUAUUUGAACAAAUUGGGAUUAUCUGGAGCAUAAUCUUGUCUUCUGUGUAUCUGAAACUUUCCUGAAUAGUAAAAUAGAUUAUGCUUGUAGUGCUUGGUUACUUCUUUUCAGACCUGAUGAGUCUAGCUGGGGAGGAACUGUAGUCUUCUUCAGUGAUGCUUUUACCGCCUCCAGAAUGUCUGACUUUGAACACCAACAACAUGAAUUGAAUAGCCUGAGGCCUCAUUGUGUGGCAAAACAACAAAAAAAUGUUGUACGCACAAAAACUGUAGAUGUACUAAAGUGUGUGCACGGAUUAAUCAACGAUCAUCAAUCAAUGUGAAAUUGACACUCCGUGUCCACGCCCCCGUUUAAUUAAAUCAUAUUUAAAUUAGCCAUGCGUCUGAGAUCUCCCACUCUGCACAGUCAGAAAACACAAAAAUAAUGAGCAAGACGGUGAAAAAGGAGAAUUUCACCGACAGUGAGUUGGAGCCUUCCCGGUAAGGUAUAUUCAGGUGUGCAGGAGAGGAGGCUACGCCGGAUAGUCGAACCUCGGAUUCAGGAGGAACAGUGUGGUUUUCGUCCUGGUCGUGGAACUGUGGACCAGCUCUAUACUCUCGGCAGGGUCCUUGAGGGUGCAUGGAAGUUUGCCCAACCAGUCUACAUGUGUUUUGUGGACUUGGAGAAGGCAUUCGACCGUGUCCCUCUGGAAGUCCUGUGGGGAGUGCUCAGAGAGUAUGGGGUAUCGGACUGUCUGAUUGUGGCGGUCCGCUCCCUGUAUAAUCAGUGUCAGAGCUGGGUCCGCAUUGCCGGCAGUAAGUCGGACACUUUUCCAGUGAGGGUUGGACUCCGCCAAGGCUGCCCUUUGUCACCGAUCCUGUUCAUAACUUUUAUGGACAGAAUUUCUAGGCGCAGUCAAGGCGUUGAGGCGAUCCGGUUUGGUGGCUGCAGGAUUAGGUCUCUGCUUUUUGCAGAUGAUGUGGUCCUGAUGGCUUCAUCUGGCCAGGAUCUUCAACUCUCACUGGAUCGGUUCGCAGCCGAGUGUGAAGCGACCGGGAUGAGAAUCAGCACCUCCAAGUCCGAGUCCAUGGUUCUCGCCCGGAAAAAGGUGGAAUGCCAUCUCCGGGUUGGGGAGGAGACCCUGCCCCAAGUGGAGGAGUUCAAGUACCUAGGAGUCUUGUUCACGGGUGAGGGAAGAGUGGAUCGUGAGAUCAACAGGCGGAUCGGUACGGCGUCUUCAGUAAUGCGGACGCUGUAUCGAUCCGUUGUGGUGAAGAAGGAGCUGAGCCGGAAGGCAAAGCUCUCAAUUUACCGGUCGAUCUACGUUCCCAUCCUCACCUAUGGUCAUGAGCUUUGGGUUAUGACCGAAAGGACAAGAUCACGGGUACAAGCGGCCGAAAUGAAUUUCCUCCCUUAGAGAUAGAGUGAGAAGCUCUGCCAUCCGGGGGGAGCUCAAAGUAAAGCCGCUGCUCCUCCGCAUCGAGAGGAGCCAGAUGAGGUGGUUCGGGCAUCUGGUCAGGAUGCCACCCGAACGCCUCCCUAGGGAGGUGUUUAGGGCACGUCCGACCAGUAGGAGGCCACGGGGAAGACCCAGGACACGUUAGGAAGACUAUGUCUCCCGGCUGGCCUGGGAACGCCUCGGGAUCCCUGGGCUUCCCUGCUUAGGCUGCUGCCCCGCGUCCCGACCUCGAAUAAGCGGAAGAAGAUGGAUGGAUGAGUUGGAGGUGUUUCUUGCUGGAGUGUAAAAAUGUGGUCUAUUCCACUUUUGUUGCAAGUUAGUGAGACACAUAUGCUCAAUGUGCAUCACAGAGAUGAAUGUUAGGACAAUGACAUACAUAAAUGUAGUCACCAAGAAGCCAGCCAUCACACACAAUGCCAGCUUGUAGUCUGUUCCCAACCAUGCUGUUACUUACAAUGUAAGAAUCAUGUGUUGAACCAGGACACAUCACUACAAUGUUGUUCAUUGCAUUUGCACAUCACAUAUGAUCUGUACAUUGAUCCUAUUAAAUAUGUUUCCUGUUUAAAUUUACAUAAUCAUCAUGUGAUGGUGCUUUUAUAGCAAUGUGUGUGCAGUCAGUGGCUCACAUUAGGAAAAACGCUGUUGCUUCACAUUGUGCUUUAAUGUUGGCCUGUGGUAUGGGAAUUUAAUAUAUCUGGCUAACGUGUUGAUAAUUUUUUAAUGUUGUUUUUUUGCCUAUGAUUGUAUAUCCAAUCAUGUAAUUUCACUUAGGAGGUGUGUUAAUUGUUCAUAUCCUCUGAUGUGCACAUCAAUCAGUCUGAGGAGUAAUUGUUUGACAUUUCUUUAUUCAAACAACAUCCCCUCUGUGUCACCAAAGUAUCCACAGCUUGUAGAAAUGUGCGUACGACAGCCAUGAAGUUGGCGUGAGGCACCGCACAGCUCCACUUUGGCGUGAAAAAGGGCGUACGCCAGGUUUUUGUGCAUACAUGAGGCCCCUGGUGUUGAUGUUUUGUGUCUACAGACCAACAUCAGAUGAUGACACACAAGAAUCUCCCCAAGUUUUCUCAACCAUAAAUUCUGGCCCAAAGAUGUUGUUAUUAAAUUGUGUUCUUUUGACUCUUCAAAGACUAAUGGCCCUGAUGGGAUCUCAGCAACUGUACUUCAAAUGUGUGCUGGAGCUUGGUAGUUCCACUUCUUCAGCACUGGUUUUUUUGUUUUAACAAAUGUUUUCCCUUUAUGAUGGACUAUCUUUUUUUUUUUUUUUACCAAAAUCAUCGAACCCAUUUCCACAGGUUUGAUUUUCUUCCAUUUUAUGGACUUAUUUUGGUUUAUGUGACGUCACGUGAGUUCACUUCCUGUUGUAGGUAGACACGUCAUGUAUGGAUCUUCAUAUUUACCUUUACUGUAUAGUAGUUGUGUUUGAAUAUCUUGCUUUAUUGUCUGAACAUUAAUGAUAGUCUGACAACUACUGAAGAUAUUUUUGUCAUGACCACAUUUUGAAAAUGUAUAGAAUAGGUAUUACUUUGUUAUUGAAAUAAAUAUGAAGUUUAAAAAAAAACCAAACAUAUUUAUCACUCUUUUCUAAGAGAGCACAGCCUGUAGGUUCAAUGUGCACAAUUGAAAAUAUUAGUUGCUCAGACAAUAUUGUGUUUAUACAAGUUUAGAUUGGGUUAUGAGGUUUGUAAUGGGGAAAGACGUCAUUGUGUCUUGUUUUCAUGUUUGCAUUUAAGAUAGCUAGUGAUUAGUGGCGCUAUGGGCUUUAGCUGGUAGCUAGCAAUCAGCGCAGUAGCUUGCUUCUUAAGGAAAUGAGUAGUAUCACCAGUUUGAGUUUAUACAAGCGCAGUAAUCAAGCACGAUUGAUUGAUAAUUUCCUUUUGAAACGGUCAUAUUAUCGGAGGUUUUCAAGGAUUUAAGGAACUUUGUCACACCAGCAGAGUUCCUCGAGAGGUUGUCAAGAAGGACGGAAGCGUCGAAGGACGCACAAGUUUGCACAACUUUGCAGUGAUCACUUUGUUAAAGUUUUGUUUGAUAUAUUUUUAAUAUACUAGUAUUUCCCAUUGAAGUAUUAUCUUGAUUUUAGUUGUAUUUGAUUUUUUUAACAAACAGAAACUUUGUCAGGAAAUGUACUUGUACGACUCCACUUUUGUUUAUUUUGUACGCAAAUGUGUCAGCGUACAUA
Entelurus aequoreus (snake pipefish) is the source of this 5441-nucleotide messenger RNA. RefSeq names its product zinc finger protein OZF-like. The transcript has 3 exons. Gene Ontology annotation, cellular component: nucleus. The coding region runs from base 167 to 1717 and encodes 516 amino acids. Gene Ontology annotation, molecular function: RNA polymerase II cis-regulatory region sequence-specific DNA binding; DNA-binding transcription factor activity, RNA polymerase II-specific. NCBI's taxonomy places the organism in Eukaryota, Metazoa, Chordata, Actinopteri, Syngnathiformes, Syngnathidae. Gene Ontology annotation, biological process: regulation of transcription by RNA polymerase II. The record is from RefSeq and is a predicted model, not a curated record.